AUGAGGAUAGGAGGACAUGGUCUUACCACAAGCCAACGUCUUGGAAAUACCGUGCUUCGGCAGUCAACUGAGGAACGAGAUUUGGGUAUUGUCGGCACCAGCAACCUGAAAACUCGUGCACAGACAGACAACGCUUGUGUCUCUGCGUGGAGUAUGUUGGAUGCUAUCCACGGUUCACUUGGUCCGUUACCUCUGAGGGCUGUAAAAUUGCUCUUUACCUCCAACGUACGCUUUCAAUUGGAAUAUGGCGGUCCGGCGGUCUUUCAUUGCAUGGCUUCCGACGUUGCCUAA
Echinostoma caproni is the source of this 291-nucleotide messenger RNA. Lineage: Eukaryota; Metazoa; Platyhelminthes; Trematoda; Plagiorchiida; Echinostomatidae. The record is from the annotation of a GenBank genome assembly.